Molecule: messenger RNA, 2798 nt
Organism: Pleuronectes platessa (European plaice)
Lineage: Eukaryota; Metazoa; Chordata; Actinopteri; Pleuronectiformes; Pleuronectidae
Gene: cnga3a
Product: cyclic nucleotide gated channel subunit alpha 3a
Exons: 9
Coding region: 201-2423 (740 amino acids)
Biological process (GO): monoatomic cation transmembrane transport
Cellular component (GO): intracellular cyclic nucleotide activated cation channel complex; plasma membrane
Molecular function (GO): protein-containing complex binding; intracellularly cAMP-activated cation channel activity; intracellularly cGMP-activated cation channel activity
Source: RefSeq, a predicted model, not a curated record
GAAGACGUCGAUAUUUUUGGUGACGUUGUGCGCGAUCGAAACGGGCCGAGGAAUAUUUUGACAAGAGGAUUUAUGUUCUAUUGGUGAUUUGAAGAUGGAUUUAUCAGGAGGUGGUCAGAGGAGAAUGGCUCGUUUGCUCGGGUUGGAGAAGUCAGUGUGAGGAGGCUUCAGACAGGCUCGCACGGCCAGACACGAACAACAUGGCAGAGAUCGAAAAGUCCCUUUCAACCAGACAGCGUUUGUCCUCCAACACACCGGCUGAUGAGCUGGCGGUCAUUGAAAAUGGAGACAGCAGAGCUCACUCUCUUUGUGAGGACGUCUCUGAGAGAACAACAUCCUCAGAGUCCCACAGACGCUUGUUUACAGGUGCUGCAACAAUGGCCAGGCUCUCUUACUUCUUCUUCAUGCUGCGAAACUGGGCCUCUCACAGAAUGCACCCAGAGACAGAGAGGCACGACUCCUUCCUGGAUCGCUUCAGAGGCCCUGAGCUCAAAGAAGUCGCCAGUCGAGAGAGCAACGCCCAGUCUGUGGGUCCAAACGACGUGGUCCGUAAGAGAAAUCUCGCCAGUAAGUGGCCGCUGGCUACUUACAACAUGAAUAACUGCAACAACACAGACGACAAAAAAGAGGACAAGAAAGAGGAGAUUAAAAAAGACGAGAAGAAAGACGAGAAGGAUGAGAAGAAGGACGAGAAGGAUGAGAAGAAGGAUGAGAAGAAGGAUGAGAAGAAAGAUGAAAAGAAAGAUGAGAAAAAGGAUGAGAAGAAAGAUGAGAAAAAGGAUGAUAAGAAGGAUGAGAAAAAGAAAGAGGAGCCCCCGAAAGAAAUCUGGAUUAUGGAUCCAGCUGCAGACCAGUACUACAAAUGGCUGACUGUCAUCGCAGGCCCAGUAUUUUAUAACCUAAUGAUGAUUGUAACAAGAGCUUGUUUUAAUGAACUCCAGAACUCUUAUACAAAACUCUGGAUUUUCUUGGACUACACCUCCGACUUUGUCUACUUCGCAGACACGUUUGUCAGAGCAAGAACAGGUUACUUGGAACAAGGGCUGCUGGUAAAAGACUCCAAGAAACUGAGAGAUAAAUACAGAACAACAUCUCAGUUCAAGUACGACAUGAUCUCCAUGAUCCCCACUGAUCUUCUGUUCCUGCAAUUCGGAUUCAACAACCCAGAGUUUAGAUUCAACCGUCUCUGCAAACUGUCAAGGCUUUUCGAGUUCUUUGAGCGGACUGAAACCAGAACCAGCUUCCCGAACAUGUUCCGAAUCAGCAAUCUCGUGCUUUACAUCCUGGUUAUUAUCCACUGGAAUGCUUGUAUGUUCUUUGCCAUUUCAAAAACAAUAGGUUUUGGGUCUGACACGUGGGUGUAUCCCAACAUCAGCCACCCAGAGCACGGCCGCUUGGCCAGAAAGUACAUUUAUUCCCUGUACUGGUCAACACUGACCCUCACAACCAUCGGAGAAACCCCUGCACCAGUCAGGGAUGUCGAAUUCCUCUUCGUCAUCGCCGACUUCCUCACUGGUGUCCUGAUUUUUGCUAGUAUCGUCGGUAACGUCGGUGCCAUGAUCUCCAACAUGAAUGCCUCUCGUGCUGAGUUCCAGGCAAAGAUCGACUCUAUUAAGCAGUACAUGCAGUUCCGAAAGGUCUCCAAAGACCUGGAAGCCAGGGUCAUCAAGUGGUUUGACUACCUGUGGACUGAGAAGAAGACCUGUGAUGAGAAGGAGGUGUUGAAAAACCUCCCUGACAAGCUCAAGGCUGAGAUCGCCAUCAAUGUCCAUUUGGAUACUCUAAAAAAGGUGCGUAUUUUCCAGGACUGCGAGGCGGGUCUCCUGAUUGAGUUGGUGCUGAAGCUUCAGCCGCAGGUGUUCAGUCCUGGAGAUUACAUCUGUAAGAAGGGGGAUAUUGGCAGGGAGAUGUACAUCAUCAAGGAGGGGAAGCUCGCCGUGGUGGCUGAUGAUGGAGUCACUCAGUUUGUGGUGCUCAGUGAUGGCGCGUACUUUGGGGAAAUUAGUAUCUUGGGAAUCAAAGGCAGUAAGGCAGGCAACAGGAGAACCGCCAACAUUAGAAGUGUGGGUUACUCCGAUCUCUUUGCCCUGUCCAAAGAUGACUUGAUGGAAGCACUCACCGAGUAUCCAGACGCCAAGAAGGCUCUGGAGGAGAAGGGGAAAGCCAUCUUGAUGAAAGACAACCUAAUCGACGAGGCGGUCGCCAAUGCCGGAGCGGAUCCCAAAGACAUGGAGGAAAAGGUCAUCCAUCUGCAGAGCAACCUGGACUUGAUGCAGACGAAGUUUGCCCAGUUGAUGGCACAGUUCACCUCCAGCCAGACGAGGAUAAAGAGCAGGAUCACCGACAUGGAGUCCAAAGUGAAAUCCAUACAGCCGCAGGACCUUUCUGAAGUGGUGGCCGACAAAGACAAAAAAGUGCAGUGAAGUGAGCGACACCUCACGACUUGACAAAAAAAAAGAUGCGAUUUUUCAUUCAUAAUAGAACAGUGACACUUUUGAAAAAGGCCCAUGUUUAUAUCUAUUUAUACAUCAUGUUUGUUCAUCUUAAUGUGUCAAAUUGUGUACAGUGUAUGCAGCAAAUGUAUAUUUUGUGUGCACGCUAUGAUUGAGAGCCAGUUUCAUGUUGUCGUGCUGUUGAGUAUGAAGCACAGUGUAAGCAAACAAUUGGCUUUUCAUAGCCUUAGGGAUCAGUAUUGACGUAAUUUCCCAAGAAAAUAUCUUCUACAGUACAAAGGAAACUCACUCACAAUUUCACAACUUCGAUAUCCAUUUGACCUUGUAUGAACAAAAUAAACCUAC